Exophiala viscosa is the source of this 419-nucleotide messenger RNA. RefSeq lists its product as uncharacterized. The record is from RefSeq and is a predicted model, not a curated record. The coding region runs from base 67 to 357 and encodes 96 amino acids. The transcript has a single exon. NCBI's taxonomy places the organism in Eukaryota, Fungi, Ascomycota, Eurotiomycetes, Chaetothyriales, Herpotrichiellaceae.
UUCAGCCUUGUAGCAUGCCCACUGUCCAUCCGCUCCAUAAACGCACGGAUGUGAACCACGCACCUUAUGGAGGAGGGCCAAGCACAGGACUAUCGCGGUGUUUCCAUUCAUCCAAGACAUAUUAGCGGGUUUGAGAAGACCGUCUUGAAGCGUCAUCUCAACUACAACCCUGAACUCGAUCGUCAGUCCAAGGUUCAAGAACUUCGAAAUCUAUACAACAAAGUCGAAGGCAACAAAGCUCUUGAAUCGGAUGAUGAGAAGACUCUGAAAGGAAACAGUGAUAUGAUCCCCGACAAUGUCAGCAAGUACUUUGAAAUGGAGAAGACGAGGGCACCGUCGCAGCACAGAGCGACUUGAGCGAGGAGGUUCCCGAUACCGAGAGAAGUUGGUGGGCGUCCUAUACCGUACUUUGGAUAGAC